GUGGCGGUGGCGCAGGGCGAUGGCGGAGAAGUUCGACUCGCUGGAGGAGCAGCUGGAGAAGUUCGUGGAGAACAUCCGGCAGCUCGGCAUCAUCGUCAGCGACUUCCAGCCCAGCAGCCAGGCCGGCCUCAACCAGAAGCUGAAUUUUAUGGUUACAGGCUUGCAAGAUAUUGACAAGUGCCGACAGCAACUUCACGAUAUAAGCGUACCUUUAGAGGUUUUUGAAUACAUAGAUCAAGGCCGUAAUCCCCAGCUUUACACUAAAGAGUGUUUGGAAAGGGCUUUGGCUAAAAAUGAACAAGUAAAAGGCAAAAUUGACACGAUGAAGAAAUUUAAAAGCCUAUUGAUUCAAGAGCUGACUAAAGUCUUCCCAGAGGACAUGGCCAAGUACAAAGCUAUUCGAGGAGAAGAACCUCCUCCUUAAGACUGCCUUUGGUAUGUUCUAAGAUGCCUAAUAUUUUCAUGGAACUGAUAAUCUCCUGUUGUGAAAAUUGUUGAGCUCACUGGACAGAGGAAGAACUUAAGUCUUCCUACUAGGUGUGUUCAUGUAUGUCGUGGUUAUUGGCUGUGAGGGAGCCUGAUUACAACUCCAAAUUUUUUUUUUUUUUUUUUUGGAAGCCAUAAUGUUUUCCUACAGACUUGUGUCUAAAGAUUGCAUUUGAAACUUCCUGUGCUAAUGUGUUCUUUCCACAAAAGUUGUUUGAGGCAUAUGUGUGACUUGCAAGCUAUUAUACAUCAUUUCCCACAAAGUACACUUCUAGUAUGAAAGAAUUAUUUAUAUAUAUAUAUAUAAUCUAGUGACAAAGUUCCUCCUCUACCUUGGUGGGUCCCGUGCUUAUUGGCAGAUUUGCUCGCCUCACAGAUUCACCAUGUGGGUCGGGAAACAGCCCAGAGACCUUCCCCUCUGGUAGAAGCCACAGUCCAGGUCAAUUCCUCUGGUGUCUGAUCAGGAGUUGGGAGGUUUGGGGGGAACCCGGGCCCGCCCUCUACUCCGGGUUCCAGCCCAGGGCCCUGUGGACUGCAGCUGUCUAGAGUGCCUCUUGGUACAGCUGCACGACAGCUACAACUCCCUGGGCUACUUCCCCAUGGCCUCCUCCCAAUACCUUCUUUAUCCUCACCACAGGACCUUUCUCCUGGUGUUUGAUGAUGCUUGUACUCCUCAGUCUUCCAGCAAUAUGUCUUCUCACUCUCAGCUCCUAGUGCCUCUUGCUCCCAACUCCUCACAUGCACACCACAAACUGAAGUGAGGUCCUUUUUAAACUCAGGUGCCCUGAUUAGCUAGCCUGUCCUAAUUGAUUCUAGCAGUUUCCUGAUUACUCUAGUGCAGCCCCUGCUCUGGUCACUCAGGGAACAGAAAACUACUCAUCCAGUGACCAGUAUAUUUGCCCUCUACCAGACUCCUGUACCCCACUGGUCUGGGUCUGUCACUCUAUCUAUAGAAUGAUCAAGUGCCAGACUGUGGAUAAAUACACUUCUUUUGGAAGCUAGUUAUACUUGAUUAUUAAAAUAGGCUACAGCCUAUCUCAUGGGGGGAAGUAAGAAUUGACUGCUAUUACCUAGCUGUUCCUGACAGUUUAUAAAAGCAUGACUGGACAGGACUCUUUUCUUUUUGCUAAAUUUCUGCUGAAAUGGAAAUCCAUUGCCAGGUGCUGUACUUCCAUGUAACUUUGUCAACCACAACCAAAAAGUCCCCUUCAGACCUGUGAAUGGAAGGACAGGUGGCUGAGGAUGGAAAAACUGAAUUUUCAAGGAUGGCCUCCCAGCAGUGCUUUAUAUUUUGUACAGCAUUUGAUGCAGAAACAAAUCUUUUAUUAAGUGUAUUGCAUUUUCUUUGGGCAAAAUAUAUAAUAAACACUUUGAAGUGAAUUUUGUAGCUAGUUCGUCUAGUAUGUUUCUGUUCAUUCCAUCCCAAUAUAUUUUUAUAUAAGAAAAUAAUAGAGAAAGCUUGUACAAAUUAGCACAAGGCUCAGAAUAAUAGAAAUCAUGUUAGCAUAUUUAAAUCUUUUCAGAAGUCGUAGAUUAAUUAGACUGAAUUACACCUGAAAAUAACUUACUUGGGAUAAUCUUUGUUUUUAACCAAAAAUUUUAAAAUUCUCUCAUGGUAGGUAACUUUCUUGAUUAUAGUGGUAUGCAUUUAAGUGGUCCCAACUAGGUUUUGAAACUAGUUUCAUUUGAGAUUAAUAGGUCAUGUAGUUACAUGUUCACAGCUAUUGUUUAUUGUAGGUGCUCCUUCUUGCAGGAAAGAUUAGUUUAACAGGAUCACCAUGCAGUGCUGUACUGUACAUAGUGAAAGGCUAGCUUCACAGUGGAAAAGGCUGAAAACGUCCCUACUUUUACCGUGUUAGGGAGGCGUUCAAAUAGUAGCAGAUAUGCCUUUUGUUAUAAUACUUAACAUUUCACUGAUGUUGGUCUGUAUAUUGAGAUUUAAUUUCAGUUUGUUUAAAAUCUUGCUGAAUUAUUUGAUCGCACUUGUUACCGUAAAGCAGCUCACUUACCAACAGCAUAAAUAGAGAAUACAAAUGUUAUGUUUGCAUUUGUUUCAAGUCACUUAUAUAACUCAUGAAUGCCACACUUGCACAUGCAGCACCUGCAUGUAUUCUGUAUAUGCUAUGAGCUUUACAGCAACUGUUCUAGCUCCUGUUUAUAUUUAAUAAAACUAGAAACAACAAUGUUGGUGGUACAAGUUUUCUUAAUUAACAAAAGAGAUGGUAGGAAUACAGUGAGUUAAGAGUAUGUAUACUUAUUGCAAUCUGGAAUUUUAUACCGCUUUAAGUUACAUUCAUUUAUUUUUAGCCAGAUCAUCUUUCUUGGUUUAUCCUUCCUCAAAUGGUUCUUUAUCAAUCUGAAACAAAUAAGUUCCCUUUCCGAAUUCUUUUCUAAUCAACCACAAUGAGUAUUUGCUUUCUCACUAUAGUUAGCGACUAUCUUAUUUAUAGUAAUAAAUUUUAAACAUAUCUACUUUGUUUAAUUUCAGUCAACUUACACAUUUACAUAAAACUAAUAAUUUAGGGAGUGUCGCCAUUUUGAAAUUACACCUGAAUCCAGUUUUUAAAUCAGAACCGAAAUCUUUCAGUUUGAAACUGUUCUCAAAGAUGCAAUGGAUCCAACUCUGUGUCAUUACCUCUUGAAUUUUGAAUCUAUUUUGGUUUAUAAAACUUUGUGGUAAAGAAUAUAAACAUAAAAUAAUAUAGAAUACAAACACAAUCUUCCACUUACCUCCAAGGAACACUUUUGUUGUUGUUCAUGGAGACAAGCAGUAUGUUCUCCCAGUCCCCUGGAAAGACUUGUUUAAUUGUUUUCCUUAUUCUUGUCUCACAUGGUUUAAAAAUGCCCUGUAAGAGAAAAAUGUGAUUAUGGUGUAUCUCUAGCUAACCAAUGAUCUGACUAUUUUGUCACUUACUCAUGAUGUUCCCUAUUGGGACCAAAAUCUAGUUCUGUAUAUACAAUCAUAGAAGACUAGGGUUGGAAGAGGCCUCAGGAGGUCAUCUAGUUCAACCCCCUGCUCAAAGCAUACUCAAUACUCCAGGUGUGGCCUCACCAGUGCUGAAUAGAGGGGAAUAAUCAGGGGUCUGUAACAUCUCAAGUGUUUGUUUACCUAGUUACUGGAGAGGUCUGGGUUUUCUAGUACCAUCCUCGCUGGUCAGAAAUGUGCUUACUUGGUUAGCUAAUACCUGGUGUGUUGCUAUUCUGCCAAGGCGAAGCCUACUUUGGUUCAUACCUCCAAGGCUUACAAGAGUAAAUCUGAAAAAUGAUUUAAAAGUAAAUAAAUAAAUAAAGUACAUCUUGAAUUCUAGACAUUGACUUGUCUUUCAGCCUUGGCAGAAGGGGGUGGGUUGUUCGGCAGCAUUCAUACUAUGAAUUCUACCAAGAAACCUGUUUUGCCUAAGACAGAAUAAAUUGGAAAAAUAAAACAAGCUUUUUAAUCAAAAUAUAAAAUAUUGCUGUUUGAGGGAGACAGGCCAGCCUACAUUUUUAGACACCUUUAAUAUUAAAAUCUUGUACAACUUUUAUACUUUCAAACAUUUAAUGAUAUUGGCCUGUGAAAGGUGUCAUUUAUUUGGUCCACUCCUUCCUUCAAGAUCAAUUAAAUAGUGGCAGUUCUCCAUGCAUUGGGCAGGCUGUUUCUUUGUAUACCAUCAGUAAUUGCUUCCAAAAUAAACAAGGAUACAGAUUUUAAAAGAAAUUAUCAUUACACCUGUCAGGGUGUGGUGCUUUAUUUUUCAAGUCAUUGUUUGGUAAUUCUUUCUGAAAAUUUUCAUGUUCUGUUUGUGCUGAGUUAACUCUUUUGAAUGCUUUUGAGCUUAUUCAGAUAAGAGUAAUAGUUUAUUCUUUUCUGAUUCUACCUGUCCUUUUUCCAUGUAAACUUCAGUUGAAUGCAAUAAUGCUUCAGCAACUUUCGUCUUUGUGCAUUUCAAAUGAAAAUUACCCCCCCCCCCCAAAAAAACACCCCAAAACAAAACCCACAUUAACACAGGAACAGGCAUCUAUAUGUGAUAAUAAGUAGUCUAAGUCUUCUGGCUUUGUUUCCAUGUUCAAAGUACUCUUGCUUAGCAUACAAUUUAGCCAGUUUUAUUGGUUAGCAUGGUGAGCAACUAACUUCAAAAACAAAACUCUUAAUUUGAAAAACAGGCCUGCCUAAACUUUUGCAUGUAAGGAAAUGAACAAUUAAGCUGCCCACACAAUUGAGUUAAAGUACAGAAAUGCAUAUAUCAUCACAACUUAGUGUAAUCAAAAUUUCAGAACAAUUAUCUUAUCCAAGAGGUGUAACUUGAAUUUGAAAGCAAGGAGGUUUUUUGUUUGAAGUUACAAGCUGAGAGGUCAAUAUGGCCUGAGCUACAGAGAAGCGUGUUUUAUUUUGUUGUUGUUUUUUAUAUAAUCGCCUCCAACCAGGGUAGAUGGAUGGAUUGGUUUAAGCACCAAUUAAAAUCAGCAAGUAGAAAAUCUUGAUUAUAAAUAAAUUGUAAUCAUGUUUUCCAUUUGUAUUUUGUAGUUCUUUUCCUAAGUGUUUUUCAUUGCUGAUUUAAUUUAAAACUAAAUGCAGUUUUUACACUAGAUUUGACACCACUUUUGUUAACCAGGAGGAUACAUUAACUAUACAUUUAACAUACAUUUGUUCAGAUUCUUGAUUUCUGCAUUUUUAUUGUUAAAUUUACUAGAUAAUUAACUUUUUACUUGUGAUUUGUAUCAAGCUUCAUUUGGAUGGAAACUGGAAUUCAAUUAAAUUGUACAGACAGCAUUUUAAGUUUUAUUAACUAACAAAUGUACUGGAUACAUACAACCGAUGAAACAAAGUGUUUCUGUACAUCAGAGCUGAAAGUACUGACAUUUGAAACAGAAUAUUAGCAUUAACUCCAUUGUAAAGAGUGAAAAUGAUGUAUGUAUUUUGUGCACUACAUGACAAAAUGUACCAUAUUUAUAAAGCUUGACCUUAAGUUAGCUGUUUUUCCCCUGGAUCUGUGUAUAAAAACCCCGUUUUUAACUCAUUACUUAAAGUUUGUGAAGAGGUCUCAUU
This is a messenger RNA of Emys orbicularis (European pond turtle), 5512 nucleotides long. It is a transcript of the gene MED10, whose product is annotated as mediator complex subunit 10. The record is from RefSeq and is a predicted model, not a curated record. Gene Ontology annotation, molecular function: transcription coregulator activity. Gene Ontology annotation, biological process: positive regulation of transcription by RNA polymerase II. The transcript is spliced from 4 exons. Lineage: Eukaryota; Metazoa; Chordata; Testudines; Emydidae. Bases 20 to 424 code for a protein of 134 amino acids. Gene Ontology annotation, cellular component: mediator complex.